GAUGCAAUUAAGAAACUCUCAUAUGAUUUAUUUCACGAACAUAAACAAAAUACUGAGAAUGAACUUAAGGAAUGGCUUAAAUUAAAGCUAGAAGAAGAUGAGUUUUCUAGUAAACAAUUGCAAAAAUCAAAAGACAAAGGAAUUACCUUCAUGCAGCUAUGGCAUAAAAAGUUAUAUUCUGCUAUAA
Racocetra fulgida is the source of this 187-nucleotide messenger RNA. The record is from the annotation of a GenBank genome assembly. Lineage: Eukaryota; Fungi; Glomeromycota; Glomeromycetes; Diversisporales; Gigasporaceae.